Rhododendron vialii is the source of this 1331-nucleotide messenger RNA. RefSeq names its product probable lipid-A-disaccharide synthase, mitochondrial. The coding region runs from base 517 to 876 and encodes 119 amino acids. Gene Ontology annotation, biological process: lipid A biosynthetic process. The record is from RefSeq and is a predicted model, not a curated record. The transcript is spliced from 4 exons. Lineage: Eukaryota; Viridiplantae; Streptophyta; Magnoliopsida; Ericales; Ericaceae. Gene Ontology annotation, molecular function: lipid-A-disaccharide synthase activity; phospholipid binding.
UCAGUACACGCAACACAGUACACACAUAGACAUAAUAUACAGUGAGAAAAGAUCUUCUAAAGAUUUAGUUUUGUUUCAAACGCAAAAUGCCAUUUUGUUCUUCCUUGAGCGGCCAUUUUAAUGACCUUACAAAACUCGUAUCACAAUUUCCAUUUAAGCUCCACUACUUGAGAUAUUUAAUGAAUGAAAAAAUAACAUGAUAAGAAAAAGACUCCUGGUAAUGACACUUACGACUCCUUGUAAAUCUCGCAUGGUUUAUGGACAAUAAUAAAUCUGCAAAUAGAAGCAAAUUCACAAGUCGUAAACAAUCUUACGCAUUGGGCAAUACCUUGUUUCAUUAUGGUACAUAUUGGCGGAUGCUAAAACAUACAUGUGUUUAUGUGCAAAAAGUGACACAUAGCUUGAUAGAAUGUAGCAUUUAGAUUACCCUAAGUCUUGUGUAUGAAAUUCUGGUGGACUUGAAGUUUGUGAACACGACCUUGUCUUUUGUGGUCCUUAUGCGCAGGAAUCUUAGGAAUGUUGCUUAGAACAAUCUUCACUCUAAAGAGGAGUGUGAAUUUGGGUUUCCUAUUGGUAAUGAGAAGAUCUGUUUCAGUUUCAAGCAUAGCUGCAGUGGAUGUGGCUGCUAAAGAUGGGGAACUCAGGGUCUUUGUAGUUGCAGGAGAGGUUUCUGGGGACACUAUUGGUUCCCGUCUCAUGGCUUCUAUGAGAAAGCUCUCUCCAUUUCCUGUCCAUUUUGCUGGUGUGGGUGGGUCCAUGAUGUCCGACCAGGGGUUAAAAUCUCUGUUCCCAAUGGAAGAUAUUGCGGUAAUGGGGAUCUGGGAGGUGUUGCCGCAUUUGAACAAGUUCAGAGUUAAGUUGAAGGAAACAGCAUAGGCGGCCCUUUUCUUCUGGCCUCACGUUGUGGUUACUGUGGAUUCCAAGGGGUUCUCCUUUCGUCUCCUAAAGCAGCUGCACGGAAAUUGGGGAAACACUUUUUGCAGCUAAAUACAGUCAGCAGGGAUUGGUUAGUCCUCCACACUUUCACUAUGUAGCGCCGUCUUUUUGGGCAUGGAAAGGGGGUGAAGCAAGGCUCAAAGGGCUAUCUGAAUUCGUGGAUCAUGUCUUGUGCAUACUACCUUUCGAGGCAGAAGUUUGCAGAUUGAAUGGACUAGCUGCGACCUUUGUAGGCCACCCCAUACUUGAAGAUGUUUUGGAGUUGAAUUUGGUACUUCUGCAAUGUUCUGACAUCACAAUUAUUGAUGUUCGUUAAUUCGGUUCCUAUAUUACGAGAUCAGGAUCGUGCAGUCAUUUAACUUGCUUUUUAAUGUUAAUAUCCGUCCUGUUGACAU